This is a messenger RNA of Aspergillus melleus, 1935 nucleotides long. RefSeq lists its product as uncharacterized. Gene Ontology annotation, biological process: mRNA splicing, via spliceosome. NCBI's taxonomy places the organism in Eukaryota, Fungi, Ascomycota, Eurotiomycetes, Eurotiales, Aspergillaceae. The coding region runs from base 1 to 1935 and encodes 644 amino acids. Gene Ontology annotation, cellular component: U4/U6 x U5 tri-snRNP complex. Gene Ontology annotation, molecular function: U4 snRNA binding; protein binding; U6 snRNA binding. The transcript has a single exon. The record is from RefSeq and is a predicted model, not a curated record.
AUGCAAGAGGAGUGGGAUCCAUGUGUGCAGGUACUAGAGGGCCAUAGGUCCUGGGUCAGCGCAGUCGCCUUCUCUCCAGACGGGCAGACGGUCGCGUCCGCUUCAGGUGAUAAGACCGUGCGGCUCUGGGAUACAGCUACUGGAGUCGAACGUCGUACCCUGCAAGGCCAUAGGGAUCGGGUUAACGCGGUCGCCUUCUCUCCAAACGGGCAGACGGUCGCGUCCGCUUCAGAUGAUAAGACCGUGCGGCUCUGGGAUGCAGCCACCGGAGUCGAACGUCGUACCCUGCAAGGCCAUAGGGAUCGGGUUAACGCGGUCGCCUUCUCUCCAAACGGGCAGACGGUCGCGUCCGCAUCAGAUGAUAAGACCGUGCGGCUCUGGGAUGCAGCCACCGGAGUCGAACGUCGUACCCUGCAAGGCCAUAGGGAUCGGGUUAACGCGGUCGCCUUCUCUCCAAACGGGCAGACAGUCGCGUCCGCAUCAGGUGAUAAGACCGUGCGGCUCUGGGAUGCAGCCACCGGAGUCGAACGUCAUACCCUGCAAGGCCAUAGGGAUUGGGUUAAUGCGGUCGCCUUCUCUCCAGACGGGCAGACGGUCGCGUCCGCUUCAGAUGAUAAGACCGUGCGGCUCUGGGAUGCAGCCACCGGAGUCGAACGUCGUACCCUGCAAGGCCAUAGGGAUCGGGUUAACGCGGUCGCCUUCUCUCCAAACGGGCAGACAGUCGCGUCCGCUUCAGAUGAUAAGACCGUGCGGCUCUGGGAUGCAGCCACCGGAGUCCAACGUCGUACCCUGCAAGGCCAUAGGUUUUCGGUUAACGCGGUCGCCUUCUCUCCAAAUGGGCAGACGGUCGCGUCCGCUUCAGCUGAUAAGACCGUGCGGCUCUGGGAUGCAGCCACCGGAGUCGAACGUCGUACCCUGCAAGGCCAUAGGGAUCGGGUUAACGCGGUCGCCUUCUCUCCAAACGGGCAGAUGGUCGCGUCCGCUUCAGAUGAUAAGACCGUGCGGCUCUGGGAUGCAGCCACCGGAGUCGAACGUCAUACCCUGCAAGGCCAUAGGGAUCAGGUUAACGCGGUCGCCUUCUCUCCAAACGGGCAGACGGUCGCGUCCGCUUCAGAUGAUAAGACCGUGCGGCUCUGGGAUGCAGCCACCGGAGUCGAACGUCAUACCCUGCAAGGCCAUAGGUUUUCGGUUAACUUCUCUCCAGACGGGCAGACGGUCGCGUCCGCAUUAGGUGAUAAAACCGUGCGGCUCUGGGAUGCAGCCACCGGAGUCGAACGUCAUACCCUGCAAGGCCAUAGGGAUUGGGUUAAUGCGGUCGCCUUCUCUCCAGACGGGCAGACGGUCGCGUCCGCUUCAUAUGAUCGGACCGUGCGGCUCUGGGAUACAGCCACCGGAGUCGAACGUCGGACCCUGCAGGGCCAUAGGCGUUGGGUCCUCGCAGUCGCCUUCUCUCCAGACGGGCAGACGGUCGCGUCCGCUUCAGGUGAUGAGACCGUGCGGCUCUGGGAUGCAGCCACCGGAGUCGAACGUCGGACCCUGCAGGGCCAUAGGGAUUCAGUCCACGCAGUCGCCUUCUCUCCAGACGGGCAGACGGUCGCGUCCGCUUCAUAUGAUCGGACCGUGCGGCUCUGGGAUGCAGCCACCGGACUCGAAAAGGAUAAACAUCAUCUUGAUAUAACACUCACUACCUUGUCAUUCUCGGACAAUGGCUGUCUCAAGUCUGACCGCGGUUUACUUUCUUUAAACUAUCAAACUUCUGAUUUCAUUCAACAGCAAGAAAAUGAAAUAUUUGUAGGUGAGAAAUGGGUGAUUCACAACGGGCAGCGUUUGAUCUGGCUUCCUCCAGACUAUCGGGCGACAUGUGCGGCUAUCAAUAGGAACAAUGUUGUUCUUGGUCAUGGAUCAGGGCGCUUGACAUUCUUAUGGUUAACUUAG